Molecule: messenger RNA, 2217 nt
Organism: Lytechinus variegatus (green sea urchin)
Lineage: Eukaryota; Metazoa; Echinodermata; Echinoidea; Temnopleuroida; Toxopneustidae
Gene: galnt2
Product: polypeptide N-acetylgalactosaminyltransferase 2-like
Exons: 14
Coding region: 125-1819 (564 amino acids)
Cellular component (GO): Golgi apparatus
Source: RefSeq, a predicted model, not a curated record
GCGCCGCACGCUCCGGCCGAUCAUCAUACGGUGGCCGGCUAGCGAUCUAGCGAGACAAUCUCUCUCCGGAAGUAGGAAAAUCAGUGCUAUAAUUUUCUUUAUUGUUCGAGGUAUUUAUUUCAAGAUGGUGGCAUUAUUUAGAAGGAGAUCUCGACUGUUGCUGAUGGGUGCAGUAGCGUGGAUUGUCGUCGUAAUUCUAUAUCUUCACAACAACGACGAUGGACAAAAAAAUUCAAGAAAAGGGAGACUGAAAUUUGAUGCAGCGGACAUUCCUGCACAUUUAGGGGACAUUAACAAUGCUGAACACAUCCAUGAAAAGGACAAAUCGUGGAGAAAUUUUGAUGUAGCCACGUAUAUAGAGAAAACUAAAGUUCGCCCAGGUGGCGAUGCGUAUGUGAGAAAUAAAUUCAACCAAGUAGAGAGUGAUAAACUUGCCAUGGACAGAGAUGUUCCAGAUACAAGAAAUUCAUUAUGCAGAAAACUUUCAUGGGAUUCAGUUUUACCUGCAACAAGUGUCAUUAUAACAUUUCACAAUGAAGCUCGAUCAACGUUAGUAAGAACAGUUGUGAGUGUCCUGAGGAGGAGUCCGCCUCAUAUGAUCAAGGAAAUUAUCCUGGUGGACGAUUACAGUGAUGACCCCGAAGAUGGUCAGGAAUUACUCAAGAUUGAGAAGGUGAAACUCCUGAGGAAUGAAAAGAGACAAGGAUUGAUCCGGUCACGUGUGAGAGGAGCCGACCUGGCCACGGGAGAGAUCCUCACCUUCUUGGAUAGCCAUUGCGAGUGUAAUGAGCACUGGCUGGAGCCGCUGGUAGCAAGGGUAAAUGAGGAUUACCGCGCCGUCGUCAGCCCGAUCAUAGAUGUCAUCAACAUGGACAACUUCCAUUACGUGGCUGCGUCUGCCGAUCUGAAGGGGGGAUUUGACUGGAAUCUGGUCUUCAAGUGGGACUACAUGACCCAGGCGGAGAGGAACAGCAGGAGAGCAGAUCCCAUAGCUCCCAUCAGAACACCAAUGAUUGCAGGAGGACUGUUCACAAUAUCUAAGAGAUGGUUUGAAGAGCUCGGACAGUAUGAUUUAAUGAUGGAUGUGUGGGGUGGAGAAAAUUUAGAAAUUUCAUUUAGGGUGUGGCAAUGCGGGGGUAGUCUAGAGAUCAUCCCAUGCAGUAGAGUGGGGCAUGUCUUCCGCAAGCAGCAUCCCUAUACCUUCCCAGGGGGCAGCGGAAAUGUAUUUGCCAGGAAUACACGAAGAGCAGCUGAAGUAUGGAUGGAUGAAUUUAGAGAAUUUUAUUAUGCUGCAGUGCCUUCUGCAAGAAAUGUUCCAUUUGGAAAUAUCCAGGCAAGGUUAGAACUUAGAGAAAAACUUCACUGCAAGCCUUUUAAAUGGUACCUUGAAAACGUCUAUCCAGAAUUAAGAGUGCCAGAUAAACAAGACGUUGCAUUUGGUUCAAUACAGCAAGGUGCCAUGUGUAUGGAUACACUGGGUCAUGUACACCAAGGGACACUAGGUCUUUAUGAUUGUCAUAAUAGUGGGGGGAAUCAGGAAUUUUCAUUUACAAAGGAUAAAUUGAUAAAGCAUUCAGAUCUGUGUUUAACAGUAACAGAAAAGAAAGCCGGAACACCUAUAACAUUACAAGGCUGUCAGCCACAUAAUGUCAACCAGAAAUGGGACCAGACAGACAGCAAGCGCAUGUUCCGCUUCCAAAACUCAGACCUCUGCUUAGACAGCAAGGGGCAUAAAGAACACGGCCUCGUCGUUCAAACGUGUAAUCAACGUUCCCUCACCCAACAUUUUAAAUUUUCAAUGUCCAACAUCGCCCACUGACACCACGUUCAUGAUUAGUGACUGGAAAUUGCCUUCGUACCCUGGGUUGACAUUCCCAAUCCACUUUUACCUUCCCCCUUUCAGCAUUUGUAUUUUUCUAUCAAAAUCUGUACAAAACAAAGUUGAUGUGUAAAAAAGAAGAAGAAACAAGUGCUAGCGAUACUUAAUUCCAAACAUCUGUCAUCUUUCUUCCGUCUUGUUGGAUGUUCGUUUGUGUGUGCGUCCAGUUUUCUCUCUCUAUGUUGGCUUCUGCUGGGUGUUCUCUGCGAACCAUCACAGCAUCUUUAUAUUUGUGUCAAAGAAGUGACACGGCAAGGGCAGCAGACAUUUUCUGUCUCCUGGGAAGCACGUCAUGAAAGGACUUGUCAGAUGUUUUAAUCGGACAGUUACCAUAGUAA